This is a messenger RNA of Balaenoptera ricei (Rice's whale), 5255 nucleotides long. RefSeq names its product zinc finger protein 660. Gene Ontology annotation, molecular function: DNA-binding transcription repressor activity, RNA polymerase II-specific; RNA polymerase II cis-regulatory region sequence-specific DNA binding. The transcript has 7 exons. Gene Ontology annotation, cellular component: nucleus. NCBI's taxonomy places the organism in Eukaryota, Metazoa, Chordata, Mammalia, Artiodactyla, Balaenopteridae. Gene Ontology annotation, biological process: negative regulation of transcription by RNA polymerase II. The coding region runs from base 368 to 3460 and encodes 1030 amino acids. The record is from RefSeq and is a predicted model, not a curated record.
GCCCGGGGCGGGGAGCGAAGCGUUGCCGGGGCCCGGGGCCGCUAGGCUGGAGCUGCGGCCGCCCACAGCCCAGGUCGGCUACGCCGGCCCGACCCACUCUGCGCCCCCGCGGCUGGCGGCGCGGUCCCCGUGACGCUCAGAAGCCGCUAGAUGUAGAGCCGCCUCUUUGUCCCAGUGCCCUGACCAGCCGUGCCUGGCACAGAGCCCAGCACCUGCGGGUACAGCGAUGAGCAGGGCAGACGUGGCCAGGUGACGUUCCCAUCACCCCACAUCCUCAACUCUGACAACAGCUUCUGAGACCUGAAUUACAGACCAUCAUUUUAAUCGGACAAACCACAACUGAAACAAGCUUCUCUUUGGUGUCACGAUGGCCGCCCAAGGCAGAGGAACUUCAGGCCUCAUCCCCAGGGGUGCUGUUCUCCAGAGGCAGGAGGGACGCUUGACCGUGAAACAGGAGCCAGAGAGCCAGAGCUGGGGGCAGGGCUGCAGUCUCCAAAAGAAUCACCCUCCUGUCUGUGAAAUUUUCCGGCUGCACUUCAGGCAGUUAUGUUAUCACGAGAUGUCUGGGCCGCAGGAGGCACUGAGCCGGCUCCGGGAGCUCUGCCGCUGGUGGCUGAUGCCGGAGGUGCACACCAAGGAGCAGAUCCUGGAGCUGCUGGUCCUGGAGCAGUUCCUGAGCAUCCUGCCAGGGGAACUGCGGACCUGGGUGCAGCUGCAUCACCCUGAGAGUGGCGAGGAGGCUGUGGCUGUAGUGGAGGAUUUCCAGAGACACGUUAGUGGACCAGGAGAGGUUUCAGCUCUGGCACAGGAACAGGAAAUGCAUUCAGAGGAGAUGACAGCCUUGGGUGCAACAGAGGAAUCUCCUCCUACCUCACUCCUCAGUGAGGGUUCGGCACCCGCAGCCCACCUGGAGCCUCCUGGUGACCCUGGGGCACACCACCGCCUCCCCAGUGGGCACUCUGCUCGGCAUGCUUCCCCAGUGCCUGCCCUUCCCCAAGUGGGGAACGUAGGAGACCAAGCAGUGGCAACUGUGCUCCGGAUGGUCAGGCCCCAGGAGGCUGCAGAGUUCAAGUUCCUGUCUGUGGACUAUACUCAGAAGAAGUGGAAAGGUCCGGCACUCAGCCAGAAAGCAGCCCUGUACCGGAACAUCAUGCCAGAAAAUUGCUGCAGCCUGGCUUCAUUGGCAGGUGAGAACAGGAUGGAGAGUUCAGAGUUGCCUCCAAAGCAGGAAAUUUCUGAAGAAUCGGAGUCAUCUGAUAGGACCUCAGGAAUACUCUAUGGAGUGAUUCCUGGAGGACCAGAAGCUGGAGAUGCCUGUGAAGAGGCUUUAGAGAAGCUAGAAGUUCAACCCUCAGGUGAACAAAGGAGCAGACUGAAGAGUGAUUUCUUGGAAAUAACACAGGAGGAUAAAAAUAAAUGCACAAAAGAUGAAUGUGAUGAAUAUAAGGAACUUGAGGAACAUCCAGAUCUGUCCUCAAGUCCUGCAGAACAUCAGGGAAUUCUGAAGGGACAGAAAUUCUAUCACUGUGAUGAAUGUGGCAAAGCUUUUAAUCGGAGUUCUCACCUCAUUGGGCAUCAGAGAAUCCACACUGGAGAGAAACCCUAUGAGUGCAAUGAGUGUGGCAAGACCUUCAGGCAGACCUCUCAGCUCAUAGUCCAUCUCAGAAUCCACACAGGGGAAAAGCCCUAUGAAUGCAGUGAUUGUGGAAAGACCUAUCGCCACAGCUCCCAUCUCAUUCAACACCAGAGACUCCAUAAUGGGGAGAAAUCAUAUAAAUGUAACGAAUGUGCAAAAGCUUUCACUCAGAGUUCCCUACUCAUUGACCACCAGAGAACCCAUACUGGGGAGAAACCCUAUGAAUGCAAUGAGUGUGGGGAGGCCUUCAUUCGGAGUAAAAGCCUUGUCCAUCAUCAGGUACUUCACGGUGGUGAGAAACCUUACAAGUGUAAUGAGUGUGGGAAAGCUUUCUCUUCCAACAGAAAUCUUAUUGACCAUCAGAGAAUCCACACUGGGGAGAAGCCUUAUGAGUGUAAUGAAUGUGGCAAGGCCUUCAGUCGAAGUAAAUGUCUUAUUCGACAUCAGAGCCUCCACACUGGGGAAAAACCAUUCAAAUGCAGUGAGUGUGGGAAAGCCUUCAAUCAGAACUCUCAACUUGUUGACCAUGAGCGAAUUCAUACUGGAGAAAAACCUUUUGAAUGUAGUGAGUGUGGUAAGGCAUUCAGUCUGAGUAAAUGUCUCAUUCGACAUCAGAGACUUCACACUGGUGAAAAGCCCUAUAAAUGCAAAGAGUGUGGAAAAUCCUUCAAUCAAAACUCACAUCUUAUCAUACACCAGAGAAUUCACACUGGUGAGAAACCUUAUGAAUGUAAUGAAUGUGGGAAGGUCUUCAGUUACAGCUCCAGUCUUAUGGUACAUCAGAGAACUCAUACUGGGGAGAAACCCUAUAAGUGCAAAGAUUGUGAGAAGGCUUUUAGUGACAGCUCACAGCUCAUUGUGCAUCAGAGAGUUCACACUGGAGAGAAACCCUAUGAAUGUAUUGAGUGUGGGAAAGCCUUCAGUCAGCGUUCUACUUUCAAUCACCACCAGCGAACUCACACUGGAGAAAAACAGUAUGUGUGUACUGAGUGUGGGAAAGCCUUUAGUCAGAGUGCAAACCUCACAGUACAUGAACGAAUCCACACAGGAGAGAAACCCUAUAAGUGUAAGGAGUGUGGAAAAGCCUUCAGUCAUAGCUCCAACCUGGUUGUUCAUCGGAGGAUCCACACUGGACUGAAGCCUUACACGUGCAGCGAAUGUGGGAAAUCUUUCAGCGGUAAGUCACACCUCAUUCGGCACCAGGGAAUCCACAGUGGGGAGAAAACUUAUGAAUGUAAGGAGUGUGGGAAAGCCUUUAGUCGGAGUUCUGGUCUGAUUUCACAUCACAGAGUUCACACUGGUGAGAAGCCCUACACUUGUAUCGAGUGCGGGAAAGCCUUUAGCCGUAGUUCAAAUCUUACUCAACAUCAGAGAAUGCACAAAGGAAAAAAAGUUUACAAAUGUAAGGAGUGUGGGAAAACAUGUGUUUCUAAUACAAAGAUUAUGGACCAUCAGAGAAUUCACACUGGGGAGAAGCCUUAUGAAUGUGAUGAGUGUGGGAAAGCUUUCAUCUUAAAGAAGACCCUUAAUGAACAUCAGCGACUUCAUCGUAGAGAGAAACCUUACAAAUGUAAUGAGUGUGGGAAAGCUUUUACUUCUAAUCGAAAUCUUAUUGAUCAUCAGAGAGUGCACACUGGAGAGAAACCCUAUAAAUGCAACGAGUGUGGAAAAACCUUCAGGCAGACUUCUCAAGUUAUUCUACAUUUAAGAACCCACACAAAGGAGAAACCCUAUAAAUGUAGUGAGUGUGGGAAAGCCUAUCGUUAUAGCUCACAGCUUAUUCAACACCAGAGAAAACAUAAUGAGGAGAAAGAAACGUCAUAAAUGACAUAUAUUGUUGGAAGUGGGGCUAACUGCUACUUUCUGGAAAAGCAAUUUUUCAGUAUCAUCAACCUUAAUUCUCUAAGAAUUCAUACAGGGAAAGUAAUCAGAAGUAGACAAAGAUUAACAGAAGGGCUAUUCAUGCCAGCAUCAUAUAUAACCGGAGGAAGAAAACUAGAUUUUCAACCAUACAGGGUUUAAAUGAAUGAUGGUCUAGCCAUAUGAUGGUUUGGCACCCAUUGUAAACAUUUUUAAAGAAUAUUUAAUGCCAUGGGGGAAAUGAUUUUGAUGAAAUGGAAGAUAAAGAGAAAAACAAUGAAAUACGAUCCAAAUUUUUAAAAAACACUUAUGCAAAGGAAAGAAAUGGGAAUGAAAUAAUACCAAACCAAAAUGUUAACAGUGAUUAUCUCUGAAUAAUAGGAUUAUAGGUAAUUUCUAUUUUCUUCUCUAUACUUUUCUAUGCUUUUUAGAUUUUCUACAGUGAGAAUGUACUACUUUUAUAUUUUUCUACAGUGAGAAUGUACUACUUUUGUAUUUUUUAAAUACAACGAGUACAUGUUCAUUUUCACUCAACAGGGUUAUGAAAGGCACAUAGAACAUAGACCCUAAAGUCCUGGGAUUGCACCCUAAUACUGGCACUUAGUAGCAGGGGAACCCUGAGCACGUCACUUCCUUUUAGAGUCUGUUUCCUGUGUAUUACAUCAUAAAUACCAGUUGUUGGCUUUUGCAGUUUUGAGAUAAAUUGACUUUACAGUUGUCAACAGAAUAUAUAAUCCACUUUCUUAAUCACUGUUAGGUUAAAAGAAAACGGCAAAGCUUUGCUACAUUCUCCUCUCCCACAUUGUAGAAGGAUCCGCAGUUAAUAAAGAACCACCUAGGCUCCACCUUUUCAAUGUAUGUCUACAGAAAAAAAUGGCCCCUUAUGAAAUUGGAACAAUUGCAGUUUCAAAGCUUUUAAAGAGACACAGCAUAAUUCAAACAAGGAGAAGACUCUGCCUUCACAUAUUACAUGGAGUUUCGUAGCUGAACGUGCAGACUUUUGGGUCAGAGACAUAUGAGUUCUAAUUCCAGAUCUGCUGUGCCCUAGCUUGUCAGUUUUGGACAAGUCCCUCAAAUGCUCUGAGCCACAGAUUUAUCUGUAAAAUGGGAAUAACCACCUACCUCACAGGGUUGUUGUGAGGAUUAAAUGAGAUAAUGCAUGUAAAUGUGUGACAAGCCUUUCUUUUUGUCUAGCCCUCUGAGAAGGCCUUAAUCCGUUUACAACCAAUAUUUUAAACUUUUAAGACAGCUCAGAAUCCAUCUGGGAACCCUUAGAAUCUCCCCAUUCUUAACGCAGCCAUUCCUCUUUCUUUGUAUACAGUGAAUGCCCAAGCCUAACACCAUUUGUCUUAUGCACAUAGUGAUUUAUUGUUUCAGGGAUUACUGAGGAUUUGAUAUCCCAUCCAAUCCUCAUAACACUGGUACAAGAAAAUUGAGUCUCAGUGAGGUUAGGUGACUGGCUAGUAAGUGGUUGGAGCCAGAAUGUGAACUCAGAUCUGACUUUCAAGUCCAUGCUUUCUUUAUUAUACCAGAGUGCCUCUGUCCAUCAUGAUGGUUCUAUGCGAGGGGGAGACCAGUUGGGAUCCUCCUGAGUAGCCACUUCUGUGAAAGGUGGUUGACUAUAUCUGGACAGUUAUUUGAUCAUGGUUUCAUAAGGAAGAUGCUGUCAGUCUUCUCUGAGUUAGAUUUAUGGCCUGUCUCUGCACCUUGUAAUUUAGUUUUAAGGAUUAUAUAUUUCUUCCUUGCUGUUACUAGAAAG